AUGGAUCUUCUUCUGACACCUCUUUCAGAAACUCCGUGGAUCGAAUCCAUGUCACCGCCGUCAUACCCACAGGAUAAUGGCGCGCAGCCAGUCCGGGACUCCAACCCGCCCACGGUGGCUGCCUUCUCACCGACGACCAUAACCGGCUCCUCCCUCACCUCCCGCCAGCGCUCCAGCGUAAUUGUUCAUCGAAAAUCCCCUCUGCUCGUGGCGACGCCGCCGCCCGUCACACGAGCGUUGGCCUAUUCCCAUCCGUUCAUCCUGCCCUUGAACAAGCUGGUCGGCCUGCUGUCAUGGUCCAGCGGAGACCCAUGGGAGAGCUUCCUGCUGGUGGCCGGCUUCUGGGCCAUCGUCCUGUACUCGGAUGCCAUUAUCUUGUGGGCAGGCCCGAUCCUCGUGGUGACUGGCUUGAUCCUGGGCAUGUAUUCGAGACGCUACUCCCCGUUGUCGUCCACUGGCCUGACGGGGGAGAAACACGGGCAUAGGCGGCAGUCCUCGGAGGGCUCGUUGACACGACACCACAAGAGCUUGGACGAGAUUGUCGAGACGAUGAGGGAGUUUACGACGCGAUGCAACAUCCUGCUGGAGCCCCUAUUGGAGAUGACGGAAUUCCUGUCCACACAGCAGACGGCGACCUCGGCCACGACCAGGCCGGCUUUGACGGCCCUGUUCAUCCGGAUUUUGUGUGUGACGCCAAUCUGGAUCCUGCUCACACUCCCUCCCUUUUGCAUCAUCACGACGCGCCGCGUCGUCUUGACUGUCGGCACCAUCAUCCUCACCUACCACUCCCGGCCGGCGCGAGUGGCGCGUGUCAUCUUAUGGCGGUCUCUUACGGUCCGUCGGAUCUGCAGUUUUCUGACGGGUCUCGACUUCUCUUCCGACGUGACCAGCAAUCGCGCCAGGGAAAGGACCCAAUCCCAGACGUAUGGACAUGCUACCGCGAUCACGACGAAGAACCGGGGUGGCGACUCUGCGGGCAUUCGGUUCACUUUCAUUAUAUACGAGAACCAGCGACGGUGGCUGGGCAUUGGAUGGACCUACUCCCUCUUUCCGCAUGAACGGGCCGCCUGGACCGAUGAACAUCUGAACCCGGUCCCGCCCAAGGACUAUUUUGAGCUCCCCGAAGUGAAGGGAGGGAAUGCCGUGUGGCGAUGGGUGGAAGGCAGUACAUGGCGAAUCGAGGGGGGAGAUGAUUCGGGAGAUGGAGGUGGGUGGAUUUACUAUGACAAUAAGUGGCAGGAUGGUCGGCGCGGACAGGAUGGCUGGGGUCGGUAUACUCGUCGUCGGAAAUGGUACCGCGAUGCCGAACUGGUCGAGGUGGAUGAGAAUGCUUCUGGCGAGAAGGCUGAAACAGCAGAUACGCAGGACGAUGCAGCCAGCGUGACUGCUCCUUCUACGUCGUCUUCUUCCACACGGAAAAGACGGUGGUUUGGCGGGUCCAAGGAUAUGAAGAACAGCAGCGCGGGGUCGAAGGGCGACACGGGCGUGAGCUCUGGGAGUUCACCCCCCAGCGGACCGAACGGGACUGCCUCGCGGCCUGUCAGCAUCCAGAACUCGCGCAGCGCCUCCUUCAGCAAUGCUGUGGGCAGCAGCUACGAUACGUAUAGCAGCAGCCCGGGGCAGAAGAGCGUGUCCAGUUCGCUGCGUCGGCGGAGAGGCAGCGGAACCGGAGGGAGCGGGGAGACGGACAGCGCGAGCAUCCGGAAGCGAGAAAUCGAAGAAGCACAGGAUCGAUAUAACCUAGAGAUCAGGGAGGUGAAUGCAUUUUCACAUGUGUACUGCACUGCACUCUACUCAAGCUGCAGGGGUAGUAGUAAUAUUAAUGCACUACCUAUCCAAGCCAGCCAGCUAGCCAGCCAGCUAAACAGUAUGAGGGGAGAAUUGCCUAGUACUGUACAUACAUGCACUUAUUCUAUCUAUCUAACCUUUCACUCUCUGAAGAAAGAAAAAUCGGAAAGAGAAGAAAAAAAAGGGAAGAUGAAGAUCAUCGCGGUCGAGACUCAAGAAUAA
Rasamsonia emersonii CBS 393.64 is the source of this 2010-nucleotide messenger RNA. RefSeq names its product Integral peroxisomal membrane protein. The record is from RefSeq and is a predicted model, not a curated record. Bases 1 to 2010 code for a protein of 669 amino acids. The transcript has 6 exons. Gene Ontology annotation, biological process: peroxisome organization. Lineage: Eukaryota; Fungi; Ascomycota; Eurotiomycetes; Eurotiales; Trichocomaceae. Gene Ontology annotation, cellular component: peroxisomal membrane.